CCCCUAACAGGAAAUGGUACUCCGAGGAAAGGAAAGAGAUAGUCUGUUACUGUUUCCUUUAGGAAUAUCCAACGUUGCGGGGCGGCGCUUCCAGCCGCCCCCCAGGUUAUCAAUCCAGGCUUCAGAAAACGUUAUCUCUGCACUCUGUCUAAUCUUGCCAAAAUGAGCAAAUCCUAUCACGGAAGCAGCUGGAGCUUCAUUCCCUUUUCUGAUACUCGUGCUUCUACAGGAAAAUAAAGCAACACUGCAAUCCUCUGCACUCCCUGUAGGAAUACCCAGAUAAGCUAUUACUCUCCAUCAUAGAAGACAGGAGGGAAAAGUCAAAUAUACUCACCAUGAUGAGGUGUUACCACAUCUGCAAACUUCCUGGGAGAGUGAUGGGAAUCCGAUUGCUCCGGUUUUCUUCCAUCAUCAUCCUUGUGUUACUACUGGUGGCAGGUGCUUUGACUACCUUGCUUCCUAACAUAAAAGACGAUAAAAUGCCCACUUCCCGCAGGGAAGCAAAACCUCAGAGCCAGUCUGCCCUGGAUUCCUUUACUCUCAUCAUGCAGACAUACAACAGAACGGAUCUGUUGCUGAGGCUGUUAAAUCAUUACCAGGCGGUGCCUCAUCUGCACAAAGUGAUUGUUGUCUGGAACAACAUUGGGGAGAAGGUGCCUGAGGACUUGUGGAAUGCCCUGGGACCUCACCCUGUCCCUGUGAUCUUCAAAGUACAGACUGUGAACAGAAUGAGAAAUCGACUUCAGACUUUUCCAGAAUUGGAAACCAAAGCGGUCUUAAUGGUGGAUGAUGACAUGCUAAUUAGUGCCCAUGACCUCGUUUUUGCAUUCUCUGUUUGGCAGCAAUUUCCUGAUCAGAUUGUAGGGUUUGUCCCUAGAAAGCACGUCCCCACGGCUUCGGGUGUUUACAGUUAUGGCGGUUUUGAGCUGCAGAUACCAGGAUUUGGAAAUGGGGACCAGUACUCCAUGGUGCUGAUUGGAGCAUCGUUCUUCAACCGCAAAUACCUCGAACACUUCCAGAGACAACCAGCGACUGUCCACGCGCUGAUAGAUGAGACCCAGAAUUGUGACGAUAUCGCCAUGAAUUUCAUGGUCUCCAAGCACAUUGGGAAGACUUCCGGGGUGUUUGUCAAGCCUGUGGAAAUGGGCAAUUUAGAAAAAGAGACCAGCAGUGGCUAUUCUGGAAUGUGGCACCGGGCAGAUCACUUCCUGCAGAGGUCUUAUUGUAUAAAUAAGCUUGUGAAGAUCUAUGACAGCAUGCCCUUAAAAUACUCCAACAUUAUGAUCUCCCAGUUUGGGUUUCCAUACUAUGCCAACCACAAAAGCAAAAUGUAAAAUAAAUGAAUAAAUAACAAUCUCCAGUCUGCUUGGGUAUCUGGAUAGCUUCUCAGUGUUAAGUUUUUAAUAGCAACAUUUUGGACUGUUAGCUCCUCCGACAUCCAAGGUAGUCGCCACUGAGGUACGGGAUAUAUGGUGCCAUGGAAUGGGAAAUCCUUCCUUGCUUCAGAAGUAGAGAUGCUGGCGUUGUUACCAGGCUAGGCUUCUCAUUAAGGGGUUUUUAUCCAGGUGCAUAACUUCCUUGGUUUGUGACAUUACUGUUUACACUUUGAGACUGUUUUCCUUCUUCUUUGACUAUUGGCAUUUGCCUUAAGGACCACAGCAAGCUGUCCCCAGUUUCUGAAACACAUGAGAUAAUUCUCUCAGCUUUCUCAUUUAAGGCAGCUUGUCUUCAUCUCAAGCCUCAAAUGCCGGUCAUGUUUAUGGGAAAAAAAAAAAGGAAGUCCUAUAUUGUGGCUGGAAAAGUCAUGGAGGAAAGCGUAAUAUUGACCUCAGAUUUCAUACAAAGAGAGAAAAUCUGAAGGCAGCUGCUGAAUUCUUCUGCUGAUCAACCCAGCCUGUCUAUCCAGACUUGUUUGGACGUGGCUGCAAUCACCCUUACUUUUUGUUUUUCACUGCUGGGUCUCUUAUGACUUGGUGGUUGUCUAGUAGCUAAAGAAUGUCUGGUCGCUAACUUCAUGUUUCAGAACUUCUACUGCAUGGAUCUUAGAAAAUGCAGCCCAUGUUAACUUAUUUGCCUCUGAAAGUCUAAAGGCAAUCGGAGAUUCAGGUUGUGCAUUUUGUCGCUAAAUCUGACCUUAAGAAUGUACACUCGUUCACUUUUAUUCUUUGCAUCAGGUUUGCAUUGUCAUUUAAGAAAGACCUACAAACCAGUUCUGUUUUAGAAGAAUGUUAAAACAGGGAUUUAAUGAGAUAAUAUAUGGAAAGCUCUUUGUAAACUUUAAAGUGCUCUGUAAAUGUGAGUUAUUAUUAUUAUUAUUAUUAAUGCCCAGCAGAGGUGUCCUUGUAGAAUUCUAAUAAAUGAGAUCAAACAGUCAAUCUUACUGCACAUCAAUUAUCUCUCAAGUUCUCACCUUUAUUGCAUCUGUUGCAGAAAGUGCAUUGAACUUGAAUGUUGAGUCUGUUUAGUGUAUCCCUAGUCUCCUGCCUUCUCUUUGUAGGACAGCAAAAUGCCUCUUCAUCUAGAGAAAAAUCCAAUUAAGCAGCCACAGGAGAAUUAGAACUGAACCAUAAAUCCAGAGGAUAUGAAUACUGUGAGUUUGCAGCAAUUCCCUUUAUGCUGUCAAGAUUGCUCCCUUUGGAUUCAUUCUUUGUGUUGUAAUAUUUGUCUCCCACAUAGUGUCUCAUGUCUCACCCUUGUUUAGUUGGUAGUGGUGGCAAAGAAGAUGUCGAUGUGAAGUUAAAUCUUUGUCUGCGACUUUUUGUUUGGGAUUGGUUUUGCUGGACAGAAGUGGAUUUUUCUGAAUGCCUCACUAUAAUAAAUAAUAUUAAAAUACUCAUGGCUGAUGGCCCAUCCACACCAAUCUGUGGAGCUAAGUGUGUAUCUGUUUUCUUUUGUGACUACCAAUAAGGUUCUGAAUCUUAUUUUAAAAUGUGGAGUUAUUUAUUUGGCCAAAGCACAAUGUAAUUUAGUGGGUUUUUUGUUUGUUUGGUUUUAUUUUGCAGGUCAGGGAAUAGGGAGGGGAGGGGUUGAAGAGAAGAGAUGAAAAGGAUGGACUUUUAUUGGCAGAUAAAUAAAGCUUUUACUAUUCAUGUUCAA
This is a messenger RNA of Monodelphis domestica (gray short-tailed opossum), 3096 nucleotides long. RefSeq names its product exostosin like glycosyltransferase 2 (gene EXTL2). Lineage: Eukaryota; Metazoa; Chordata; Mammalia; Didelphimorphia; Didelphidae. Gene Ontology annotation, cellular component: membrane. The record is from RefSeq and is a predicted model, not a curated record. Gene Ontology annotation, molecular function: glycosyltransferase activity.